CUCAACUCCUCGGAUGACUCGACCAAUCAACUCGCUGCUCACACAAAAGUCACCUCUUCAACUUCCUAGCGGGAAGCUGCUUAUCGGGAAGUGUCCACAGACAGCAGGAAUCAGUGAUAGAUACCGUCAAAAGCAUACAGUCAUACUAAUCAAAUGAAGAUGAGGCUAUCCCGAGCUGAAUAUAAAGAGAUUGUGAGAUGGACUGAUCAACUGAGACCCACCCGCCAAUGCAUGAAGAUGCUGAAGGAAAGAUUUCCAAAUCACUCGCAGUCCACUCUUCUGAGCAUCUUCUCCCUGGAGUACCAGAAACGAACCAAAAGAACAUUCUCAAGACACAAUGCACCAGAUGUUAUCGAAAGCCACUACCAAAGGUAUCUGAGUGAAGCAAAGGCACAUCCCACUGCUCCUGUCCUGCUAGAGUUGGCCAAUGAGGUGGAUCUGUCUCCUGCACUGAUGGCUCGUAUCAUCCUGGACAGGUUCCUUCAGGGCCUGGAGGGUGGAAUGCCCUCUAAAACAGUCCUCAACAGCAUGCUUAAGGAGCCUUCGUUAAUUCCAGACCAAAUUUUGGCGAAUAACAUCUACCAGUGCACAAUAAAUGACUGCUGUUAUGGACCGCUGGUAGACUGCAUCAAACACGCUAUUGGCCAAGAGCAUGAGGUGCUGCUCUGUGACAAACUGAAGGAGAAGAACCUUUCCUUUCUUGAUGAAAACCAACUGAGAGUUAUGGGCUAUGACAAAACACCCGACAUCAUCCUGGAGGUUCCCAUUGCCGUGGAGGGACACAUUGUACACUGGAUCGAGAGCAAAGCUUCAUUCGGAGACGACCACAGUCAUCGCACCUAUCUCAACGAACAGUUCUGGAGCUACUGGAACAGGUUUGGUCCCGGCCUUGUGAUCUACUGGUAUGGUUUCAUAGGAGAGCUGGACUGCCAGAGAGACCGAGGUAUCCUGCUCAAAGACUGCUUCCCUACAGACAUCGUCACCCUCUGCCAUGCCGCCGAGCAGGACCGACUGCCACAAGAGCCAGAAUAAAGACAAAGAGUGAGAAAAGCAAAACAAAGAUGGAAGGAAAGAAAGAGGAAGACAAGGAGGCGGGAAUUGUAGGAACAGGGAUGGAUAUCUAGAUCCGGGCGCAAUUUGGCUUUCCUGCAGUGGCAAAAAAUCUGCCCUGAACUCCACCUGACCCUCCCUCUCUGUCUGUCUCUCCCUUCCUCUCUUUCACUGCCCCAAAGCUACCACAUGUAAACACACACCAUCUUUCUGUAUAUCUGACAGCACAGGGUCAGAUUCAUACCUGUGUGCGAAAACACCGUCUUGGAGGCUUUCCUAGUUGUUGGUCAGCUCCUGGCCCCUGGAUGGCCUCUAGUAACGGACAGCCUGGGUGAGAGCCAGGGCCAAAGCAGGACAUAAGGCCCUUCCUUAUCACACCCAAAGCCCUGGCCUUUGUCACUCCUUCCUCCUCCACUCCAUAGGCAGAUAAGAGAGGUGCGGUCUGGGGGCUGGGUGGAGGCCUGUCUCUCACCUGCGUCACUCAGUGCCCUCUCAGUCACUCUUCAGGGGGGUAAACAGAAUCAUUUCUGUUUAAAAAUGGCCUCACUGUGACCUUUUCUACUGAAUGUAUUGAGGUUGUUGUUUUUUAAGCACAUUGGGUUGAAGCACGGGUUCACACUGCAAUUAAAUUUCAUCACAUAAUUAUUAUCCACUUUUUUAGUGUUGUCUUAAUUAACUAUAAUAAAUGAACUAUAAAUCUUCAUAUUUUCUGCUUGGCUAGCUUGUAAGGUGUUGAAUAAAGGUAAGGUUGAAUAAUA
Molecule: messenger RNA, 1808 nt
Organism: Perca fluviatilis (European perch)
Lineage: Eukaryota; Metazoa; Chordata; Actinopteri; Perciformes; Percidae
Gene: cdin1
Product: CDAN1 interacting nuclease 1
Exons: 12
Coding region: 154-1032 (292 amino acids)
Biological process (GO): erythrocyte differentiation
Cellular component (GO): cytoplasm; nucleus
Source: RefSeq, a predicted model, not a curated record